GUGGGGCGCGAUUCCGCAUUUCGGCCCCCGACAGCCGAACGAGCGGGUGUCGUUCUUCGUGUGACAGUAAGCAGUCGAGUACGAACUUACGGGAGUGCGGGCGCGUGCGCGCGUAUGAUAAACCGGAAACCACCUACUCGUUUACCUUUGCCACUCAGCUCUGUUCAUCGCUCUUGUCAUGAACAGUAAGCGUUGAAUUUUACGCGUUUCUACGAUGAGACGCGUGGAAAUUGCUUAGUCCGUGACACGAUCGCGGCACAGUGUGAACGCAUCGAAAGUAUCGAUUUCACGUCAUCAGUUCGUGAUAGAAAAGAGCGUAGUGCGGUUUAAGACACUCGCCGAAGAGAGAUCCAGGAACACCUUCGGCAUGGGGGCGAGUGUCGUCGAGUAUGCGGUUUCACGUCCGACCAGAACUCUUUACAGUGCGCGGUGAUCGCGCUGAUCGUCACCGGGAAUACUCCUCCCGACGAAUAUCGUUAACGUUAAGUAACAGACAUGUCGUUACCCCGUGGCGUUGGCCUCGGCGUCGACGUGGGUCAGUUGAUGCAGCAUCAGCAGCAGCAACAUCACGUGCUGCCAGCCGCGUUCUUUCUACGCGCCAGUGCUGAGAGGUAUCAGCGGACCCCUAAAUGCGCACGAUGUCGUAAUCACGGGGUCGUAUCUGCGCUCAAGGGACACAAGCGUUACUGCCGAUGGCGGGAUUGCGUGUGUGCCAAGUGCACCCUUAUUGCCGAGAGACAACGCGUCAUGGCUGCUCAGGUUGCGCUUAGACGGCAACAGGCCCAGGAGGAAAGCGAAGCGCGCGAGUUGGGCCUGCAACUGCAAUACAAUGCUGGCAGCUGUACCACCGCCCCCGUUUUACCAGCGGCCGCCGGCGCGACGCCAGCUGGUAGUCCGCCCCCGCAUGUGGCGAGUUCGGCGGGCCUUGCGAUACCGGCUGCAGCUGCAGCGGCCGCCGCCGCCGCCGCUGCACAUAUCCAGACGCAGCUUCAGCAACCUGCCGAAUGUGGCCUUCUGCCAAGGAAGAGGUCCACCCAGGACGAGUAUCGGCAGCCGAAGAUCGAGAAAGGUGACGCCGUCCUUGGAUCAAAACGAUCUAGAAUAUCCGAGAGUACGACGACAACGAUCCUGUCAACCAGCGACAUUGGUAACGAAGACGAUCGUGAUUCCGACUCUGGUGGCGAGUUGCGAGCCGAUCGUUCACUAGUGGUGUCGACGUCGUCGGGAAUACCGGAAUCCGAGGCGACGCUGAGGAAGCGCACCAGCAGCCUGAACGAUUCCGAGGAAGGUAGUCCUGAACCGGGCUCGCAAAGUCCGACACACACGCCGCCGCUGACGCCGGCUUUAACACCACAAAGGGAGGAUACUCCGGCACCGGAGAACCUCAGUCUACGCAAAAGCGGCAGUCCCCCGCAGACGCAGCAGACUCUGCAACCGGUGGAUCUGGUACAGCCUAGACCUAGUCCCCCGCUACCGCCAUUAGCCGCGGCGACAGCGGUGCAUUUUCCUCCGUAUGCGCCUCUCUACGGGCCGACGGCGAGUUCGCUGGCGUAUUGCUCGCCAGCACUGUAUCAGCAUCAACAUCAUCAUCAUAUACCCGAACCGCGGGAGAUCCAGAUGCAGAUGCAAAUGCAGAACAUCCAGCAGACCUGCGGGUUGCAGCUGCAGCAACAACAGCAGCAGCAGCAGCAGCAGCACCGCUCACCGGUGGAUGUUCUGUUGCGUGUGUUUCCUGGAAGACGUCGUGCCGAUGUCGAAGCGCUUCUUCAUCGUUGCAAAGGCGAUGUGGUAUCCGCCAUGGAGGUGCUAGUCUGCGAGGACAGUCUGCAGCCGAAAUCGGCGUUCUCGCCGCUGGCGGGCGCCCUGGCAUCGGCGGCGGCAGCAUCCGCUGCGUCCGUUUCAGCAGCGGCAUACGCGAGUCGCGCCGCAUACUGCACCACUCCCAUACCGUCGACGCGACACCGGUUCCUGGCCGCGCCUUACACUGGCACCGGUUACCUGCCCACCGUCAUCAAGCCACCCAACCAAAGUCUGCACGCCAAUGGCACCGGCGACGCCUAUCGCGAGACCAGUCCCGACGACGCCAGCGAUAAAACCAGCUACUCCGAGUGACCUGACGAAAAUCACAUCUGGUCGUAUUCUCAGUAAGCCCCUUGACGAACGGCAACGCGCGACUGCUCUCGUUCUUCGGGGUUGUACCGGAUAUUGGGAACGCGAAGAAAUUUUACUCGAUGCCUCGACGUGUGGACAGUUAUUGAACUUCCUCUCUCCCCAGCAGUUGGACAAUUUGAAAUUUUUCUAAUGGACGAUAGCGACAUCAUUAUUCAAUUCGUCAUUCAAGCCGGCUGAAGGGAAAUUGUUUCUCAAAUCUUAAGACAUGAUUAGUUACUCGAUUGUAAAGUAUAUAAAGAUAUUGGCGACAUCAACUGAUCAAAAAGUCAGUUCCGUUCAUGUCAGCAAUAAAGCUACCUAUUAGUCUGUGGAAUUGAUUAUGCUAAUCGUAUGCUUAGCAUUUUUUAGAUGACUUUAAGUGCUCUGAGAAUAAUAUCUCUUUGAAACGGACAAUCUUUGUUCUUGAAUCUUCAGACCAGACAUUGCAAGAUUUAGCAAGAGGCUUGACGAUAUUUUUUAAAAAUAUAUUUUAUCGACUUUGGUGGCUGCUAAAUCGUGUUAUGGUUCUUUCAAGCGAUAAGGUAACAUCUUAGAGGAGAAGAAAAACUUUGAUAUCGAAAGAAUGUAUUCAUCAUCAAUGCCAGCAGGCAAUAUGUAAACCAAAUGACGUUGCAAUAAAGCUGUUCCAGUAGACAAUAAAAAAGUAAAUAUCAUCGCUCUUCAAGAGAAGCGUUGAAAGCGCCUUGAGGGUGUCGAAAUAUUGAAGAUGCAGCAAGGGUGUCUGACAAUCCGUUUUGGUAUCUAUACACUUAUACAAUAUAUCGUACGAAAGAUACUCGGAUUAAUCAGAUGUUUGCACUAACUUCGCGCAAAAUCGAUGCUAAUCGAUACAAUGAAUCAGCUGUAUGACGUAAUCCGCUAUAUAUAAAAAAAAGCAGCCGCAAAAUCGAGAAAACCGAGAAAAAAAAUGACGGAAUCCGCGGCCGAUUCAUCUCUAGAGUAUACUUUAUACAUGUGUAGAUAAUGAUUAUAUAGAUAGAUAUGUGUGUAGGUAACAAGUUCGACGAGUAUAUCAAGUAAAGAGAGAAGAAGGUGAGUUUGUAAAUACAUCGCUAAUUAUAUAGUUAAUUUUAUCUUGUAUUAAUCCCAAGAUUGCCGGAACAUAUUAAACGCGUGAAACGCGCGUACGCACGUAAUAUACAUAAAUGUUUGCCUGUAAGUAUAACGCCUGCAAGAUAUCUAGAUUGAUCCACUAGCAACCGGAAACAUCGUUCUGCUGUAGUUACCACGACAUGUUAUUUGAAAAGAAUGUAUAGACCGUAUACAUCCAAUAAAUAAGCAUUGAUACUCCAUA
Molecule: messenger RNA, 3466 nt
Organism: Ooceraea biroi (clonal raider ant)
Lineage: Eukaryota; Metazoa; Arthropoda; Insecta; Hymenoptera; Formicidae
Gene: dmrt99B
Product: doublesex-Mab related 99B
Biological process (GO): regulation of transcription by RNA polymerase II; sex differentiation
Cellular component (GO): nucleus
Molecular function (GO): protein binding; DNA-binding transcription factor activity, RNA polymerase II-specific; RNA polymerase II cis-regulatory region sequence-specific DNA binding
Source: RefSeq, a predicted model, not a curated record